CUCAUCCAGGUAUCUGGCUGACCGACUAAUUCAAAACUGCAAUCAGACAGAAGAGAUUCUACAGCAUUAUUUCAUCUGGGCUCCAUUAGGCUUUUUUCCAAGUGCUUGACUGCAGCUUAGAGAAACCUACGCAUCCCCUAGGAGGCUGAACUGAAACGUAAUCUGUUGCAGAAACUUACAUUCACCUGGCUUAGCAGAGCAGACAGAGUUGCCUGAGGGGUUUUAUGGUACCUGCGUCUUACAUCUGACAAAAGGACAAUCCACCACAGCAGGCCUUUGCUGUCACAGUUCAAAAUGGAAGAGGCCAAGCGAUACAAAGAGCGAAUUGAGGCAAUAGCUGGGAGGAAAAAGCUGCAAGCAGACCUACAGAAACUAAAGCAAGAACUGGAUGAGGAGCGAGUGUCUGUACAUCAGCUGAAGAGGAAGUCCCUGCGAGACAGAUGGCUGAUGGAAGGAACGGCCCCACCCACUGAAGAAGAUAUCCUGUCAUCGCCUCUAGGGAAAGCCCAGUCCCGGGUACAACAGCUUGAGGAGAACAUUGCCAGACUCCAGGCAGUGAUGAACAACUUUGAAAACCAGGAAGAAGAAGUCCAGAAUCUGGAUCCAAGAAAGCAUAGCAAAGAAACUGCCAUAAAUGCUGAGUUUUCCACUCGUGAUGUUACUCUGAAGGUUGUUGAUGGAAAACUGAAUGAGGAUCAAGGUGAAGACCAUGGAAGAGACAUGAAAAUGUCAGAAGUAUGCACCAUUUCAACAGGAGGUACACAGGAGAAUGGGGAAAUACCCAGAAAAGUUCUACAUGCCAUGGAAAUCAGUAUUGAAAAAGACACGAAGACCGGAGCCACUCGAGUCCUGUCUGCUGAUGCCAUGACUGCAGCAGAAUUUGAAGGCAAAGAUGUAUCUGAGGUGUACAGAGAUGGUACAAAGGCUAUUUACACUGUAGGAUCCCAGGUAAUAGAACAGGAAAUGCAGCUCACUCCAGAGAUGACAGAGGUCAUUCUGAAUCAGGUCAAACGACCAGAAGGUGAACCCGAGCUACUCAGCAAAGCAAAGAAGCAGGUAGCAGAAAUUGUAAAUGGCUUGGAUGUUGAAGAACCAUCUCUAUGCCAAGAAGGAAAGCAAAUCAGGGAGAGCUAUGAAGCUAAUACACAGGAGGAGCUUUCAGAGAGCAACCAGCUAGCAAACAAUGAGGACAAGCUAGUGCUUCCCAAGGGAACAACAAUUCCUGACAGCUACAUAAAAAACAUUGAAGUGCAGAGGGUUGGAUCAGAGGAAGAAAACAAUGUUCCUGUGACUUUGUUACAAACGGACAGGUCUGAAGUAGAGGUGCAGAAGAACUCAAAUGUGGUGGUGUUACAAACAGACAGGAACCUGAAUGAGAUGGUUCCUUCCUUAAUCCCUGCAGGACAUGUUGCUUCCUUGGACACUGUCACUCUGACCUACAAUGACCACUCUGACACCAAUGCUGCAGGAGCUGAAGACUUGUUUGGCACAGUCCUCAGAGCUGAACGCGUCAUCAUAGCAGAUGAUGGGGAAGAGCUUUCCAUGGAUUUUGAUUCAGAUACUAGAGUCAAUCCCAUAGCAUUAGAUUUAGAAAGUCAACUGGAGAAAGAGAAACAGGAAGGUAUUAACAGUGAGCCCACAAGACCAACACAGGAUGACAUUAAGAAGUUCCCAACCAUCCAUGAUGUGCUUUCUGUAAAUGAACAAAUCCAUGAACAGCAGACAAAAGGCACUGCUGUGGAAAUGCAUGAAGAAUUGGGAACCACUGUACAGAACCUGUUACUCCAACAAGGGGAACCAGUACCAGAAAUGGAUAAGUUAAUGGACAAAGACCAGAAUUCAUCGGUCCUCAAGCAGAACCCUUCUCUACAGGUGAAUAAAUUAUUGUCUGAAGAGCCUACGUUGUUAGCAGUGGAAAGAGAAGAGGUCCCCAUGCAGUUAAAUCCAUUUCUUCAAGAUCAACAUCCACCAUUGCAGGAUAAAAGUUCAACAAUUGAGGAUGAGAAAUCAUUGUUUGAGGAACAGAAAAAGGUAUUCCAUGAACAGAAACUAAUUAUGCAGAAAGAGGAACGUGGAGAGAAUAGUGAACUCCAUGAAGAAAAAUCGGAACUCCAUCAAGAGACAUUAUCACUUCAGAAGCUCACACUAGAAGUAAAGAAGCAGGAGAAUUUCACAGAAGGUCAAAAGAUGUCAUCACAGGGGGAAAAACUGUUACCCGAGGUGCAUAAGGAGGUGGUACAUAACCAAGAACAAAUAGUGGAAGAGCAGAACCCACCGCAGCAGUUGGAAGAAAUGACACAUGAGGAGAACGUAUCAGUAAUACAGGAAUUACAAGCUGUACAGGCCCAUGUAUCACCACUGCAGGGGACACACCUGAUACUCAAGGAGCAUAAGCAAGUGGUAUUUGGCCAGGAAGACAUGGUAGGGGAGCAGAAAUCACCACAGCAGUCAGCAACAAUGGUAGAUAAAGACAAUGAGCCAGUAAUAGCAGAGGAAGAACAAGCUCUGCAAGGCCAUGCAUCAUUGCUUCAGCAAGAGACGCUGCUACCUAAGGAACAUGUACCAAUGCUUAGGGAACAGGAUUUGGACAUUCGAGAUGAGAAGGCAUCCCAUGGGGACACAGUUUUAUUCCAUGAUCAGAAUCUGCUGCUUCAGAAAGAAAACCUGUCAGGUGAUGAGGAAAACCCUAUGUUACAGGAAGAGGAAGCAGUGGUCCAGGAACAGUUACCCCUUCUCCAAGAAAGGCCUGAACCCACAGCUGUUGUUCUGAACGCAAAUGCAGAUGGUGGUGGUAACAAGCCUGAGACCCAGCCUUUACCGGAAGAAAUAAAACCUACAGUGCUGCAUUCAUUUCAGGCUGCAGAACCUCUUUUGCGUGAGACACAUUUAGAACCAAGCACAACCAGCAGGUCUCCUGCCCACAACACUGCUUCCUUAUCAACGGCCGAUGCUGUUUCAAAGCCUGUACAUGCUGCAAUAGAAUCAAGUCAGAAUACAGAGCCAGAAACCCGAAUGGAUGGAAAGCAGCUGGCUCAACCCAAACAGAAAACAUGCCAGUGUUGUUCUGUGAUGUGACAUUCCACAAAACAAUCAGUUGUCACAUGGGAAAACACAACUGCAACAGGGAUUUGGUGAGGACCAGUAAGCAAAGAGCCAUAAAAAUGACUACACUCCAAGUACGUGUUUCUGAGAUUCUGAAAAGGAAACAUAAUAGAAAGGACUGCGACAUUUGUACCCAGGCUGUAAAAGCCAUCAUGUUAAAGGACUGUGACAUUUGUACCCAGGCUGUAAAAGCCGUCAUGUUAAAGGACUGUGACAUUUGUACCCAGGCUGUAAAACCCGCCAUGUUAAUGGACUGCGACAUUUGUACCCAGGCUGUAAAAGCCAUCAUGUUAAAGGACUGUGACAUUUGUACCCAGGCUGUAAAAGCCGUCAUGUUAAAGGACUGCGACAUUUGUACCCAGGCUGUAAAAGCUGUCAUGAUGACAUCUGCUGCAGUACACUCUGACUGGAGUGUACAUUGUAAAUCACAGAGAAACUGACGUCUCAGUUUUCUUUAACAUCAUCUUCUUCACUUUUUGUUGGAUUUUAACUGUAAAUGAAUCUCUAAUUUUAAGAAAAAAAUAACUUUAUAAUAGCAAUUGCAACAUGUCAGGCUCCAUUUGAUUUGGUUAUCAUUAGUUUACUGCAUCAUUUAUAAGGGCCACCAUGUGAAACAGCAAGCCAAUAAAUGUGGAUAAAGUAGCUACUACAAAAUAAAAAGUCAGGUUUUCUGUUUUACUGUAUCAUUUAUAAGGGCCACCAUGUGAAACAGCAAGCAACUAAAUGUGGAUAGAGUUGUUACUACAAAAUAAAAAAGUCAGGUUUUCUGAUUUAUAAAUGUACUUUUCUUUUAACUUUCUGUGAGUCAGGUUUGCGUACCAUCCCUCUGUGUUGCCUUAAUUUCCUAGACAAUGGAAUGCCAUGGGUCCAGUUUACAGUCAGUGAUUUUACAGACUUCUACUGAAUGAAAACAUCUGUCAUAACCGUGUCCGAUUGUGUCUAAUCUGAGUUUGUCAUUUCAUCAGUUCCAGUCUCUUGUCAAAAGGGAACAGUUUCAGUACAAAUGAAAAAAUAUAUAAGUAAAUAAAAAUAUUCAAGAUACUGAUUGAAUGUUAUUGCACUAACUUUAUGGAAGUUAGUGAAAAAUGACUGGAAAGUGUCCACUGGUCAAAUAACUAGAAAUGGCUGCUUAUAAGUGAAGCAAAAGGGCCAUCUAGGUUAAAAUAUUAAAAUUCUCCGAAAUCUUAAAAGGGAAAGUUUUACCCCUUUCCAAGGGAAACUGUAGUGUUGAUUAUAUUAUUAAAUGGAGUUGAGGGUGCAAAGCUUUCUGCACAUUGAGUUUGUGAAAUGCAUUGAGUUUUGAUUUUAUAAGUGUAUUCAAAUUUUCCCCUAUCUGAAUUUCCUGCUCUAGACUACUGUAACCAUAAGCAGACAGUAAUGCAUUGUUAGACGGUCUUAAUCUGUCACUGCCAGAAUAAUAUAGUAUGAGUUUAAUGGAGUUAUGUAUGAGAACACUGAAUGUACAACCCCCUUGUUCUUUUCUCCCAGUGAUACCACUGUCAUUGAAGUCAUGUACAUCCAGGCAACUAAUGUUAACUAGAAACACUGCCUUUCCUGGGCUAGGGCUCUGUAAACUGGAAAUGAGCAGUUGUUAUAGUCAGUAAUAGGGCACUGCACUUGUUUCUACAUGGAAACUACACAUUCAGAACCAAUUGCAUUGCAGUCCCUCCCCACACCAAGAUUUGUGCUCAGUGUUGUUACUGAAUGGCUGCUUUGUAACUGAUGGUGAUGUGCUCCAUGCAGGGACAAAUGUUUUGGAGGCAGCAUAGUAUGUUGGCGAAGGUGUUGGACUUCAAACCUAGAAAUCAUCUUCCUGCAUGACUACUACAGUUAGUGACCCCAAGGAAGUAUUUCACUUGUGAUCCAAAGACAUCCCAGAAAAAGGACCAUUCAUUUUGGUUGACGUAAACAGUCAACCAAACAAAAUAAGUGAACAAAUAAAACAGAAUGCCAGUCCCACUAUGGCAUCCAUGGUUGUCAUUUACACUAUUACAGUAGUGAGUGGUAGCACCAUGCUGCUGUCUUGCAGUAAUACAUGCAGUCAAGAAGAUAUGCUACAUUUGUGUGCUAAUUAAUACAACCAGGAAUACAUGCUGUACUCUUGCAGUAAUCUGUGCCAGCAGAGGUGCAUGCUGCAUUACUAUAGUAAUGCACGCAGGCAGGGAGACAUGCUGCACUCUUGCAUUAAUCUGUGUCAGCAGAAGGACAUGCUGCAUUUCUUAAGUAACCUAUACAGGCAGAGAGACAUGCUGCAUUCCUGCAGUAAUACAUGCAGGUACAGAGACUGCUGUACUCUUGCAGUAAAAAUGGGGAGGCAUACCAUACUCUUGCAGUAAUGCAUGCGGUCAUGUUAGCAUGUUGGACUUCUGCAGUUAUCCAUACUGUCAAGUGGUGAUGCUACAUUUCUGCAGUAAUUCAUGCAACCAUUGGGAUUUGUUGUACUUGUGUAUUAAUUCAAGCAGGUGAGGGACUUUGCUGCAUUCUUGCAAUAGUAUCUUCAGCUACCUUAUAUACUGCAUUCCUGCAGUAAUUCAUGGGGCAGAGAGAUAUUCUAUACUUCUGCAAUAAUUCAUGUAGAAUGCAGGUAGGGGUACAUCUAGUCAAGCACAGGAGAUGCAAUGUAGUGCUGCAGUAAUCUGUGUAGGUAGGGGGAACCAUGCUGUAUUCUUGGAGUAACCAUGCAAGCAGGGAGACAUACUUCACUCUUGCUGUAGUCCUUCUAUACUGGAGUAAAUACUACAAUCCUAUGGCAGUCUAUCCAUCAGGUGGACAUGUUGCACUUCACAGGAAUAUAUUCAGACUGUGGGUGAUGCUUCUGUCCUGCACUAAUCCAUGUAUCCAUGGUAACUUGCUGUGUUCCUGCAGUAAUCUAUGCCAUCAAGAGAUGAUGCUGUACUGUUUCAGUAAUACAAUCAGUCAUGAGGACUUGUUGCACUUUUUGUAGUAAUUCAUGCAGACAAGGGGACGUGCUGCCCUCCUGCAGUAAUUCACACAAUUGAGGAGCUUGCUGAAUUGCUGCAGUAAUAUGUACAGCCACAAAGACGUGCUGCCCUCCUGCAAUAAUUCACACAGUUGAGGAGCAUGCUGAAUUGCUGCAGUAAUAUGUACAGCCACAAAGACAUGCUGCCGUCCUGCAGUAAUUCCCACAUUUGAGGAGCAUGCUGAAUUGCUGCAGUAAUAUGUACAGCCAUGGAGAUUUAAUGUAGUCCUGUAGUAAUUUAUGUAGUCAGGAGACUUUGCUGCAGUCCUUUAGUGAUGCAUGUAAAUAUGGAGAUUUGCUGCAUUUCUACAUCGAUCAGUGCAUGCAGACAUUGUAACAUGCUGCAGCUCUGCAGUUAUCAGUGCUAUUCAGGAAUGAUGCUACAUUGCUUCAGUAUUGUAUGGACCCAUGGAGACUUGCUGCAGACCUUCAAUAAUCUAUACAGACAAGGGGGUUUUCUGCCUUCUUUCAGUAACACAUACAGUCUGGGGAUUUCCAGUACUUUUUAUAGCAAUCAGUGCAGGCAGGGGAACAUGCAGCACUACUGCAGUAAUCAAUGCAGGAAGAGAGACAUGUUUUACUGCUGCAGUAAUCACGCAGUGAGAGAGAUAUGCUAUACUGCUGCACUCCCAUAGUAAUUUGUGUAGGCAAGUGGACUCACUACACUUGUGCAGUAAUCUAUGCAGGCAGAGAGACAUAUUGUACUGCUGCUGUAAUAAUGCAUAAGGAGGAUAUGCUGCAGUCAUGCAGUACGCCAUGCAAACAGAAGACAUGCUGUACUGCUACAGUAAUCCUACAGUCAGGGGAACAUACAAGACACCUACAGUAAUCCAUACAGGCAGGGAAAGACGCUGUACUGCUGCGGUAGUCUUGCAAUCAGAAGGACAUGUUGCACUCCUGCAUUAAUCCAUGCAGUCAGGGAGGCAUGCUGUACUACUGCAGUAAGCAUGCAGUUAGGAAGACAUGCUAAACUCCUACAGUAAUUCAUGUUGGCAAGAAGGCAUGCUGUGCUGCUGCAGGAAGCCAUGCAGUCAGGGGUGUAUGCUGCACACUUAUGCAUGUUGGUGGAGGGAAGAGACUGCUAAUCCUGACUGAUGAAUUCAUAUGCCAUCUUUCAGUGUUCUCUUUUACCUUCCUAUGGGCUACAACACUGAGCUAUUUAUAGGUCUUUAAAUCUGUAUUUGUUACAGUGAAACUUGGAAACACUGGGAGAAAAUCAAGUGUUUCCUUUUCUUAGCUUGAUAUUAAGUGAAAUAGCAUACAUUUCUUGCAGUCUGUGAACUCAUUUCUGUGAAGAAUUGGCUUUGUGUCAUGUGCUGAAGAUAUGUAGAUUUUGUUGAGAAAUGUAAUAAACAAAUUUAACAUAUUGGGCUCUGACUGUAAAUUUACUAGGGGUGGUCCUGACUGUAAGUAUAUUAGAAAAUACACAUUGCGACUUGCAAGGUCAGACAUAUACCAGGUGGAAAUGGAAUAAAUGGGAACAUACAUCCUUAGUAUCACUGUAGUGAGUGAAUGUAGACAAGGUUCUUAUAUGCGACUGAUAUACAUAACAGGAAGAUUAGUACAAAAACAUGAAGUGCUUUCAUAUGUUUCAUAAAACCAUUUGGAGUGGAUUCACUUUUGGUAUGGAUAGCUCCUAAUGCAAACUCUGUAACAGUAAUUUAAAGUAAAUUCCUUACUCUUCGGCUUAACCACUUUCACUGCAAGGACCACCUUUUUUAAUGUAAUAAAUGAGAGUAAAUCUGCAGAAGCAGGAAUUGGUAAAGUUCUUAUUGAACAUUUCCUUAAUAUGCCACUGCUCCUUUGGCAUAUAAUUCAUUUUGGAAGAUACUGUCUGAUUUUUUUAAUGUAACUUGUGAAUAGGCUGUGUUUCUUAUUAAAGGCAGAUAAGUGAAUCAU
This is a messenger RNA of Protopterus annectens (West African lungfish), 7981 nucleotides long. Its product is annotated as myosin-10-like. Lineage: Eukaryota; Metazoa; Chordata; Ceratodontiformes; Protopteridae. The record is from RefSeq and is a predicted model, not a curated record. Gene Ontology annotation, biological process: regulation of cell shape. The coding region runs from base 295 to 3075 and encodes 926 amino acids. The transcript is spliced from 8 exons. Gene Ontology annotation, cellular component: cytoplasm; membrane.